Jatropha curcas is the source of this 1718-nucleotide messenger RNA. The record is from RefSeq and is a predicted model, not a curated record. Lineage: Eukaryota; Viridiplantae; Streptophyta; Magnoliopsida; Malpighiales; Euphorbiaceae.
GAAAAUAGAUCCCACACCUCCCCUUUUCCCUCCCUUCAAAAUUUCACUCACAGCUGCCCUCUCUCCAACGUCUCUUUUUUCUCUGCCUUCUCUUUCAAACUAACCAACACACUUCUCCAUUUCCAAAACCAAAACCCUAAGGACAAGCAUUCCACCAAAUGCAAGACCUUUUUGGAUCGGUUCGCCGAUCCUUGGUGUUAAAAUCCACUUCUGGUGAAGAUGGAGGAUUCAGCGGCAUAGUAGAGAAGAUCGGUUCCAGUAUUCGGAAAUCUCGAAUAUUCUCUAAACCGCCGCCGCCACUGCCAGCGCUUCCUCCUUGUAAAAAGGACGAUACGCCUCCGAUCCGAUGGCGAAAAGGAGAGUUAAUUGGAUGCGGUGCGUUUGGUCGUGUUUAUAUGGGAAUGAAUCUUGAUUCUGGAGAGCUUCUCGCUGUUAAACAAGUUUUGAUAGCGGCCAACAGUGCUUCAAAGGAGAAAACGCAGGCUCACAUAAGGGAGCUUGAGGAAGAAGUGAAGCUUCUCAAGAAUCUUUCACAUCCAAAUAUUGUUAGAUAUUUGGGAACUGCUAGAGAGGAUGACUCGUUGAACAUUCUGCUGGAAUUUGUUCCGGGUGGAUCCAUAUCAUCACUUUUGGGCAAAUUUGGAUCCUUCCCUGAGUCUGUUCUAAGAAUGUAUACAAAACAGCUUUUAUUGGGGCUGGAAUACCUUCAUAAGAAUGGUAUCAUGCACAGGGAUAUAAAGGGGGCAAACAUUCUGGUUGAUAACAAGGGGUGCAUUAAACUCGCCGACUUUGGAGCAUCCAAGAAAGUAGUCGAACUGGCUACUAUAAAUGGUGCCAAGUCAAUGAAGGGUACUCCAUACUGGAUGGCUCCUGAAGUUAUUCUCCAGACUGGGCAUAGCUUCUCUGCUGAUAUAUGGAGUGUUGGAUGUACCGUGAUUGAGAUGGCCACAGGAAAACCUCCAUGGAGCCAGCAAUAUCAAGAGGUUGCUGCCCUCUUCCAUAUUGGAACUACCAAAUCUCAUCCUCCUAUUCCUGACCACCUCUCCAUUGAGGCAAAGGACUUUCUACUGAAAUGUUUGCAGAAGGAGCCAAACUUAAGGUCUACAGCAUCAGACUUGUUGCAGCAUCCAUUUGUCACUGGGGAGUAUCAUGAACCUCAUUUAGUAUUCCGCAAUUCAGUUAGGGAAUCCGGGAAUCUGAUGGCAGCUGCUGGGAUGAAUCUUAAAAACUCUAUAAACCCCGUGAUUAGAAGGUCAGCCUGUGCAGGCUUGAAGGAUGUUUGUGAAAUGGGCAGCAUAAGGUAUUCGACUGUAUGUCCCGAGCAUAUACCAGAAUCAGGAUCCUAUUGGGGUGAAGUCAAUUUUGAUGACGAUAUGUGUCAAAUAGAUGAUAAAGAUGAUUUUGCGAUAAGUGCAUCGGCUAAGUUCAAGUCUGUCUUUGUAUCUGCUGAUCUAAAUAAGAGCUUCAAUCCUAUGUGUGAACCCAUGGAUGACUGGCCAUGCAAGUUCGACGAAAGUCCAGCAUCAAGGAGAGGUGGAAUUAAUUUCUCUUCUGGUCAAUCAAUCAAAGAUAUUGCUGGAAGCCUUGUAGAAUCUGAUAAACCAAAGUAUGACUUCACAUUUCCAUGUGGACCAAUAUCAGCUGAAGAUGAUGAAGAAGUUACUGAGUCAAAAAUUAGAGCCUUUUUGGACGAGAAGGUACAAUUUUAAGAAGCUGCA